CGCCCCCGGCUUCCCUUCCUCCCAGCAUUGCAUAUACUAGUUUUGCCAACCUCCUCUCUUGUAAACUCCCAUCCAGACCUUAAGACCCAGCUUUGGUGUUUCCUCCUCCAACCCAUCCAAACAGAGCCAUCCUGUCCUCUGUACCUGUGAGAGGUUCCAUCACACACUGUAUGAGCUGAUAUGUCCAGCUCCCUGCGAGACUGUGAAAGACCCAGCUCUCCAUCUCAUAGGACUAUCAGUGCCCUGCGCUUGGAGACGUUUGUUGAAUGCCUGGGUGUGAGUACAGGUGGCCACUUGAGGUGGGCCUCCGGGAUUGCUGUCCUCAUGUGUCUGGUCUCUGCCCCUCUUCCCCGGUUUGCAGACCUGGACUUGGCUGUGCCAGAGACCGUCAGACUGGACAGCAGUUUACACAAGGCCCGAGCCCAACUACUGGCCAAGGGCCGGAGACACAGGCCCUCCCGCUCGAGGCUUCGGGACAGUGCCAGCUCUGCAGAAGAUGGUGAAGGCUCCGAUGGGCCCGGAGGCAAGGUGACCGAUGGCUGCGGGAGCCCCCUGCACCGGCUGCGCUCACCUCUGCACUCGGGCCCGGGGUCCCCAGCCGGGAGCUCCUUCUGCCUGGAGCCCCCGGGGUUGCGGCGCAGCCUGGACGAGGACGAGCCGCCGCCCUCGCCGCUCGCACGCUACAGGCCCCUGCACAACGCCGCCUCGCACGAGGGCCUGGCCGCCGCCUCCUGCUCGCCGCCGCGCUCCGCGCCCUCGUCCGACAGCUCGCCCAGCUUCGUGCGCCGCCAUGCCCGCGCCGAGCCGCACAGCGAAGAUGACAGCCGGGAUGCCAGCCCACCUGAGCCCGCCAGCCCUACCAUUGGCCUGGAUAAGAAGACUCGCCGAAAGUUCCUGGACCUGGGGGUCACCUUACGCCGAGCAUCCACUAGCAAGAGCCGGAAGGAGAAGGGCAGCAACCGUCUGUCCAUGGGCAGCAGGGAGUCAGUGGAGGGGUCCGGCAGGUCAGGGGGCUCCCCGUUCCUGCCCUUUUCCUGGUUCACAGACAGUGGCAAGGGCUCGGCGUGUUCUGGCAGCACCACCUCCCCGGCCUGCUCCCCUAAACACGAGCGCUUCAGCCCUAAGAAGUCAGCUUCUCAGGAAUCCACUCUGAGCGAUGACUCCACACCCCCCAGCAGCAGCCCCAAGAUUCCAAGUGGUCCCCGGCAGGCGGGCAAGUGUUCCUACCCCUACCACACACUGUCCCAGUCUUCGGAUGAGUUUCUGGAUGAACCUCUCCCCACCAUCUACCACUGGACCAGUCAGCAGGUGGGCCAGUGGCUGCACAGCCUCAACCUGGAGCAGUAUGCCGCGGAGUUUGCUGCGAGGCAGGUGGAUGGGCCACAGCUACUGCAGCUGGAUGGAAGCAAGCUGAAGAGCCUGGGGCUCAGCAACUCACAUGACCGGGCGCUAGUGAAGCGGAAGUUGAAGGAGCUGGCAGCGGCCGCUGAGAAGGAGCGCAAGGCCCAGGAGAAGGCUGCGCGGCAGCGUGAGAAGCUGCGGCGCAGGGAGCAGACGGCCAAGAGGAGCUAGGGAGACGGGCGGGCAGCUGCUGGGCUCUGAGGGCACAGGCCGCCCGGGGAAGUGGGGCCUGGCCCCAUGUUCUCAGGAGGAACAGCCCUCUCACCCUGUCUUCUAUCUGGACCCAGAUUCCUCAGAAAGGGAGACCCCAAGGGGAGGACCCAGUAAUAAAUCCCAUUUCAAGGACUCGUCUGGCACACGGUUCCUGGGGGAAGUGGCAGAUUAUGGGCAGAGACGCCAGGGCUGAAGCAAGUCUGGGAGCCCGGAAGUGCCUGAGUCAUUCUGACCCUCUGCCCUCAGGCCAUGGUGGUCCUGGGACCAGCAGUGAAUUAGGAGGCCUGCUUACCUACCAGAAGCCCUGGGCUCAGAGAGGUGGGCCGGGCAUCUCUGCAGGAGCAGGUAGAUAAAGCAGCUCCUUUCCAGCUCUCCCAGGUGACUGUGUGUCAGGAGAGCCCUGUCCUGCUCCGCAGGGAGGCUGGUGGGCCUGCAGCAAGUUGCAUGCAAGGUAGGCUCCCGGUCUGCACUCGUCAACAGGAGGGCAGAGAAAGCAGCGUGAUUACCCCACAUCAUCUCUGCAAGGACUUCAGAAGGAAGGGAGGAGGCAAAGCUCCUCCUUUUCCCUGUCCCUGUCCUGUGGGUCUCAGUGUUGAGAUAAUGCCCUUGCAGGUCUGCCCCUCCUGAGGCCCAAAGCCUGGUCUCUGACCCACUCCCCAAGCUGGGCCCACUUCUGCUGCUCCCUCAGAGGCCACCUGGGCCCUCCCUGAGGACAGAGCAAACUUGGGAGCUGGUGGCCACAGAAGACACCCCCUACCAAUGCCUAGAUGGUCCUGAACUGGUGAAUCCUCGUCCCAGCCAAGCAGAGAGGCAAAAUCUGGGAGGUCCCCCGGAGGCUGCUAAAUUGGAAAGGUUCAUCAGCCGUCCCCCAUCUGCCCUGGUCCCUAGCAAGGCCUCAGUGGGUUCCAGAACUGGCAGACGGUGCGGGCUCCGGUUCCUGGGCCACAGGGAGGGGUGGGGCCAGCUCCCUGGGUGGGGGUGGAGUCUACCCCAGCAGCCCAGAGCAAGCCAUCUGUCCUUGUAGGGAGGGAGCAUGCGGCUACGGUGCUGGCCAGCGGCUAGCCCAGCUUCUGGAGCACUGGCCGGAGUUAACAAUGAGGCCAGUGGCCUCCGAUUAGAGACCUCGCUCCACCUCCUCCCAUCCGCUUGGAGCGGUGGACAGGACCUGAUGCAUGCCUACUCCCCUCGUUCCAGCCCAAGCGCUGUGGCCUGAGGGCUACCCCUAUUCCUGGGUCUCAGUCCUUUCCUCCUCUCUGCUAUCUGUGCCGGGAGAGGGGCUUCAGAGAGGGGACUGAGAUAUGGGGGCAUCAGUACCAUCUGGGCCCAGAGGAGGGGCCAGUGGGGAAGGUGAAAAGUUCCCAGGUCCUUGAAGCCAUCAGGAGUUAUCUGGGUGCCCACCUGCAUGUGAAGGGGGAGGCGGUACUCAGUUUAUUUCAAUAAACACUUACGAUGUG
Messenger RNA from Delphinapterus leucas (beluga whale), 3068 nucleotides. The record is from RefSeq and is a predicted model, not a curated record. NCBI's taxonomy places the organism in Eukaryota, Metazoa, Chordata, Mammalia, Artiodactyla, Monodontidae.